Messenger RNA from Lizanozyma spartinae, 1008 nucleotides. It is a transcript of the gene HAP5, whose product is annotated as Hap5p. Lineage: Eukaryota; Fungi; Ascomycota; Pichiomycetes; Serinales; Debaryomycetaceae. The transcript has a single exon. Bases 1 to 1008 code for a protein of 335 amino acids. Gene Ontology annotation, cellular component: CCAAT-binding factor complex; nucleus. Gene Ontology annotation, biological process: regulation of DNA-templated transcription. Gene Ontology annotation, molecular function: protein heterodimerization activity; DNA-binding transcription activator activity, RNA polymerase II-specific; DNA binding. The record is from RefSeq and is a predicted model, not a curated record.
AUGCAUGGGUACGACCACAGGUACCUUGAAGAAGACAAUGAAGAAGAACGGUACGACGGAGGCGAGAACAGUGAAGAGCUCGGGGAAGAGGAAGACGGAGAUAUGAUGGUAGGAGGAAAUGGAGAAGACGAAGUAGACGACGGCGAUGAAGAUGCCGAAUUGGCAGCAGCAGAAGCCGCAGCAUUAGCAGCUCAACAACAACCACAACCUGGAGGAGCAUUUCAAAACGUCGGGCAAGGCCUAAUUGGGAAGUAUAAAGAGUUGAUGUUAGAGUAUUGGCAAGAGACCAUCAACUCGAUUGAAAAUGACGAUCAUGAUUUCAAGAACCAUCAAUUACCACUUGCUAGAAUUAAAAAGGUGAUGAAGACUGAUGAACAAGUGAAGAUGAUUAGUGCUGAAGCCCCCAUAUUGUUUGCCAAAGGAUGUGAUGUGUUCAUAACGGAGUUAACCAUGAGAGCUUGGAUCCAUGCGGAAGAGAAUAAACGUCGGACCCUUCAGAAAUCCGACAUUGCUGCUGCUUUAACUAAGAGUGACAUGUUUGACUUUUUAAUUGACGUUGUACCUCGGGAACUUGAGAAGCCAAAGAAGUCGUUUCCUUUGACUCGGAACACCUCCAACGCGUUUGGACCGAGUCACUACAAUGACCAACAACAACCUUUGGAUCAUGAUGGUGGUGUGGCUCAAAAUGGGUUUAUGUUUCAACAACAACAAGAUCACAUACAACUGCAGCGGGAUCUGCAGUUGGUUCAACAACAACAUCAUCAGCAUGACCCCCGACAAAACCAACACCAAGAUCAAGUUCAACAACCUUCACUCCAAUUUGGUGGUGUUGGAGGUGGGAUACCGCCUGUAUUGUCACAACCUUCCACUUCUUCAGUCACAAUGACCCAGCUUCCACCUCCUCCCGCUUUACAACACCUACCUCAAUUGACUGGAGAUCGACACGAGAUGGGAGGUUCUGAGUUUAAUUCGCAGGUUAUUGGAACAAACUAUGAAGGAGACUAUUAA